CGAUUACUUGCUAAGAAAAAUGCAGCUGAUAAGACUACGAUAAAACUGAUAAUAAAAUACAUUAUAUAAUAAAAGAAUGAAAAUGGCUCUUAAGUUUUGCAGUAACCUGUCCUUUAUGUUUCAAGAGGAAGCAAAGAUUAUUGACAGGUAUCAAUUGGCAAGAAAUGCUGGAUUUAAGGCCGUCGAAACUGGAUUUCCAUUAGGUUUCACCGUGCAGGAAGUUGUUGAUGCAAAGGAACUGGCAAAUGUCCAACAGGUUCUCAUUAAUGUAUAUACAGGUGAUACAACGAAAGGAGAACUUGGAUUCACUGCUGUUCCAGGAAAGGAAGAGGAAUUUAAAAGUAGCAUUGAACAGACAAUAAAAUAUGCAAAGGCCUUGGAUUGUAAUAAGAUUCACGUUAUGGCUGGAAAAGUAGAAAACCCAACACAUAAAAACGAUGCUGUUUAUGAAAGUAAUUUAAGAUAUGCUGCCAGCAGAUUUGAAACUGAAAAUAUUAUGGGACUUAUUGAACCAAUUAACGAUAUUACUGUUCCAAAUUAUUACAUGAAUAAUUUUCAAAAAGCCCUGAAUAUUAUACAAAAAAUCAAUAGCCCUCGUUUAAAGCUGCUUAUGGAUAUUUUCCAUUUGCAGCUCACUACUGGAAGAAUUACGAAUACGAUUGAACAAUAUCUUCCUUACAUUGGUCACAUCCAAGUAGCUCAAGUGCCUGAUAGAAAUGAACCAGACACUGUUGGCGAGAUAGAUUACAAAUAUGUAUUCUCUUUGCUGGAAAAACAUGGCUACAAUGAUUAUAUUGGCCUAGAAUACAAACCACGCACAAGCAGUUCAGAUGGACUCAUGUGGAUAAAAAGUUUUGGAUACAAUCUCUGAACUGUCAAUGCUGUUGCUUUGUAUACCAUUGUAAAUAAACAAAACAAUCGAAAGUCUCACUGAUAAAUAAAUAAAUAAACUUAACAGCAUUGUUAAUAAAUUUCAAGCACUUAUAAUAGAGUAUAAAAAUCUACUGCAAAAACUCUCCUUGAUUAUAAACAGAAGUUAUUAUCAGUAGGCGCGCGUGGCCAAAUAAAUUACCAGUUACCCUUUAAAAUAAAUAUUCUUCUGACAAACUAAUACUUAAAUAAAUAUUAGUUAACUGUUAUAUAAUACUUUGAUAGACUGGUAAAAAUAAAAAUUUUUUUGGUAA
This is a messenger RNA of Copidosoma floridanum, 1184 nucleotides long. It is a transcript of the gene Gip, whose product is annotated as hydroxypyruvate isomerase-like protein Gip. Gene Ontology annotation, molecular function: hydroxypyruvate isomerase activity. The record is from RefSeq and is a predicted model, not a curated record. Lineage: Eukaryota; Metazoa; Arthropoda; Insecta; Hymenoptera; Encyrtidae. Gene Ontology annotation, biological process: glyoxylate metabolic process.